Scomber japonicus (chub mackerel) is the source of this 3207-nucleotide messenger RNA. RefSeq names its product un-named hu7912. The coding region runs from base 1 to 3207 and encodes 1068 amino acids. Gene Ontology annotation, cellular component: plasma membrane; apical junction complex. NCBI's taxonomy places the organism in Eukaryota, Metazoa, Chordata, Actinopteri, Scombriformes, Scombridae. The transcript has a single exon. Gene Ontology annotation, biological process: cell-cell junction organization. The record is from RefSeq and is a predicted model, not a curated record.
AUGACACGAACGCAUCCCCCUGAUAUACUGGCAUCGACUCUAUAUCGGGACGUUACCCUAAAUCCCAUCACUGACCCCUCCAUUUCUCUCCACUCCUUCCAGCAAUGUGACUUGAAGAUGAUUGACAAACCAGAAAUCAUCAACAAAAGACACUGCCGUAGCUUUGACUUCAUUGAGUCCCUGGACGAUCCACAGUCCUUCUCUUCCUCAAUGGAGUACCCUUACAAGAGGGCUGAGCAUCAGACAUUAAACAAAGAUCUAAUGUGGAAUGGACUAGAUCAAACGGGGCACCUUCGCUUUUCAUCUCCUGAUCUGUUUAAUACCAGGCAUUUUCAGCAGCACACCACCCAAGACAAAACUAGCCAUCUUACUUGGUCAGACUCUAAAAAUAGAAAGAGAUCCAAAAGUGCUCCGAGAAUCAAGUCCACCCUCACUCCGGUGCCCAUCUCAGUAUCUCCACCAGGAACCAGGAAGGGAAGGGAUGCACCUCAGGCUGCGUCAGAUACUUUGAGGACUUCUGAGAUGCAUCGAGAGACAUAUUCUUCAAACAGGGCUUUUUUGAAUGAGGUCCAUCCUAUAAAACUGCAGCCUCAUUCUCCCCUCUAUGUCUCUGAUUGUUUUGAAGAGGAUAAACCAGAUAAACCAGCCAUAACCCCUCAUGUCAGGUGCCGUGUGGAUAUUAAACCAGAUGCUUCUGUACUCCAGCACACAUCCAGACUGGCUCCCAGUGCACGGACUGAGCAUCUUUGGCAGAGAUACUCACAGGCCAGUAGUAGUCGAGGUGUGUAUGUACCACGGCAGAUUGUCUCCUCACCAACACCCAUUCCAAGCGAAUGCUACAGUGGAGAUUUUAGACAAGGUUACCACUACGCCACCAGCAUGUCUCCCAUCUCUUACCAGCAUCUAGACAUGCAUAGAAUGCCAUCACCAACAGCACCAUAUCUGAGUCAAGAACAAAGAGCUUACUCAAACCCGAACAUUCCUACAAAGUUUUUCUAUACUGAGGACCCUGUUCGGUAUCCAGUUCAUCCCUAUUCCAGGGCAUACUUUCAGGAUGAUCGGUCUAGUCUAACCAGUCAUGGAAGUACUAUGACCAGUCAGUAUGAUCCAAGGACUCGAUGGGUACACACCCUUCCAGUCAGGUCAUAUUACACAGACCAUAUUCCCAACCAGCCAGCAAACUCUGUAUAUAGUAGGCCUUACUCUACAAGUGAGGCAGGGUCAUACUUUUCUCAAACUCCACUGUCAAGAUCCUACUAUGGGGAGGACCAACGGUUCAAUCCAUAUCAUCAAAGUAGCUCAAGGUUGUUUUAUUCCAAGCCAUUCAACUCUCCUGAGGAGCAGUACUUUCCAUCAAGGCCAUAUCACACAGAAGGUCGUCGACGCCCUCGAAUGUCCCAGGCUUUUUCAGAUGACUGGUAUCGCUCAAGUAUAUCUGGUUACUCUAACCAGUCCUCUCAGCACACACCACCAAGAGUAAGGCAAGACCCCGGUGUACCCCAGUGGUUUACUAACAGCUGUAUGGAGACAAGACUAGGAGCAGAGGUCAAAAACCACUCCAAGUCUUGGGACAAUAUUCUAUAUCCACGGCAUGACAGAGAGCAAUCAGUUCCUCGUGGACGAAGCUAUGAAAACCUGUUUUACCAAGCAAGGCAUGGAACAUCUGCUGAUAUUACAUCUCAACCUGUUAUCCUUAACCUUUCAAGUUCACCAAGGCGCUAUGCUGCCCUGUCACUUUCCGAAAACUCGCUGGAGAGGGGCUCAAGCAAUCCAUGGAGGAAUACCAAAAGCGGGCAGUGGUUUGUAACUCCGGAGAUCACCAUAACAGACAAUGACAUAUGUGCAGGCAACAGCAAACGGCGUGAUGUGCACUCUGUCAGCUGGGAUACACCGGACAUUGAAAAGACACCAUCUCCGAGAGUAAUGCAUCAGAAACCAACAUCCAACACAGCAGACAUAACCAAAGACAGGAAACACAACAACUUCUCCCUUCAGCAGAGUCUGGAGCAACUGGAUGAACUAUUAGCUGACUUGGUUGUUGAUUACAAACCACCAACUAGCAGAAGAUCAAGUGAGGACCUUUUGGACCAGCUGAAACAUCUGAUUAGUGAGGACGAUGAAAAAAGCAGAGGAUCUUCCGGACUUGAAAACUUAGGAAGUCUGAACACUCAGCUCCCAUCCUCUAAAUCCAGCCCUGACACAAUCAAAGACCCUGAUAGUGGGUGUGAUGCUUUACAAAGGAGUGCAGAAGAAUGUUCUCCAGACCACAGCACAGAUGAAGAUGACACCAUGGUCUGUGCUAACAAGAAGUGCAAUCGGACUGAGAAUAUGUUCAAUGCUUGCUUGUACUUCAAAUCGUGCCAUAGUUGCUACACCUUUUAUUGCUCACGGAACUGUCGCAGGGAUGACUGGGAGAUCCAUAAAGAGACCUGUCUGUAUGGCCGUGUGAGCAGUGUUUGUCGACAUACACUCAAGUUCUGCAGAGAAAAUUCAGAGAUACAUAAAGCCUUCUCUCGUGUUGCUAAAGCUGGCUACCUCUCCAGAGGGAGAGGCGUUCUCUUUCUGGGUUUUGCUAAUCCAGAGACAGCUGAUAACUUCCUGCAAGUUGGGCUAGAGAGUCUCCUCAUGUCUCCCACAUACUUAUCUCUGAGAGAGCUGGAUGGCUUCAAGGAUAACCUAGGUGAAUACUGCAAGGAACUGCAGCAUGCAGGUAACGAGUACGACCCCAAUGAAUGUUUCCUUCUGAAUGUAUCCAUAGCUGUUGGUGAACUAGUACCUAACCGACCUUCACCGAGGUUCCAAACACCAACAGUUCGAAAAUAUGCAAAGGUGUCCUUAGCUUCUUCAAGCCCUGACAAAAAGGUACUCAAGAGGGAUAGUGAAAUGGAAACUCUCAUCCUCACUCCACCUCCAGGCACACCAGACAUUGACAAGGAGGGGGAGGAAGGAAGAAAAGCCAGAGAGGUGUGCUUUGUCAAUAUCCAGCGUGAGCUCAGGAUCAGGGGAGUCUUUCUGCGUCACGAGUAUCCCAAAAUCUAUAAUCAGCUGUGUGAGUUUGUGGAGAGCAACAAAAGGUUUACUCCAACUACGAUUUAUCCAAUAGAUAAGAGAACAGGGAAGCAGUUUAUGUGCAUGAUCAUGGCUGCAUCUGAGCCACGGACACUGGAUUGGGUGGGCACCCCACAUCUCUUGGAUGAUAUUAUAUAG